Molecule: messenger RNA, 876 nt
Organism: Glossina fuscipes
Lineage: Eukaryota; Metazoa; Arthropoda; Insecta; Diptera; Glossinidae
Gene: Fis1
Product: mitochondrial fission 1 protein
Exons: 5
Coding region: 123-569 (148 amino acids)
Biological process (GO): mitochondrial fission; peroxisome fission; autophagy of mitochondrion
Cellular component (GO): mitochondrial outer membrane; peroxisomal membrane
Molecular function (GO): protein binding
Source: RefSeq, a predicted model, not a curated record
AUAAAACAUUUUCAUUUUUCGUGUUGUUCGACGUAAUUAAUUUGUUCUACUCAUUAGCCAAAAAUCGGAUUGCUUUGUCAUACGGAACUUGAGAAAAAAACGAAUUUAAGUUAUUUUAAAAAAUGGAAGAACUUUUAAACGAAAUUGUACCUCAGGAAGAACUCGAGAAAUUCGAGAAAAAAUAUGCUCAUGAAUUGGAACUAGAUGGAGAAGUGACUAUAGAAACUAAAUUCGAAUACGCAAUGUGUUUAGUACGUAGCAGAUAUACAAAUGAUAUUCGUAAAGGUAUUAUGAUUUUGGAAGAUCUCUCCCGAAUACAUGCGGAGGGCAGACGUGACUACAUAUACUAUUUGGCAUUUGGCAAUGCUCGAAUAAAAAACUACUCUGAAGGCCUCAAAUACUGCAGAGCUUUUCUAGAAAUAGAAUCAAAUGAGCAAGUACGCUCUCUGGAGGAGUACAUAAAAAAGCAGAACGAUAAAGAAAUGGCAAAAGGAAUGGCUGUGGCCGGAGGAGCAGCUUUAGUGUUGGGCGGUAUUCUCGGUCUGGGUAUAGCGUUAGCUAAAAAGUAAUGAUGCGUUUCAAAUUUCAUGCCUUUUAAAGUAGGCAGAAGCGUGAAAAAUAAAUGCAGGAUUUUGCACAACAGACAAUUACAAUCGAGUAACUAAAAGUCUUCAUAAAAUUAAUAUUAUAAUAUUAUUACUUAAAAAACAGAGAAAAGUUACAUGAAAAUCGUUGCAAUCGUUUGCGUUUUGAAAGAAAUUGUGAUAUUGAAAAGAAGAAAUGUGCAUGCGUAGCAUUAUUAAAAGUAAGCAUAACAUAAUUUUAUUUCAAAUUAAGCAAAUUUUAGUAUUUAGUUACAUCAAAAAUACAAUUUUU